Messenger RNA from Colletotrichum tamarilloi, 1776 nucleotides. Its product is annotated as FAD binding domain-containing protein. Gene Ontology annotation, molecular function: oxidoreductase activity; FAD binding. NCBI's taxonomy places the organism in Eukaryota, Fungi, Ascomycota, Sordariomycetes, Glomerellales, Glomerellaceae. The record is from RefSeq and is a predicted model, not a curated record. The transcript has 5 exons. Bases 1 to 1776 code for a protein of 591 amino acids.
AUGUUGCCGCACAUCGCAAGAUAUCUCUUCUUUGGAAUCGCGUCCCACGAAUCCCUCAUCCUAGCCCAAGACUCUUCCUACACACCAACGUGCAAAUCCUACCCGGGCACCGCUGACUGGCCUUCCACAGCAGAAUGGGCCCGGCUCGGCGAGUCCCUCGGAGGCGGGCGACUUCUCCGCCCGUCUCCUCCGGGAGCUGUCUGCCAUCCCGGACAGGACGCCUACAACGAGACCGCCUGCGCCGACGUCGAGGCCCGGUGGAAUUCGUACGAGCUCCACGUUGGCGACCCCGUCUCCGUCGUCUGGAGCAACUUCGCUAAUGACUCCUGCCUUCCUGACCCGGCUUAUCUGUGCAGCGGUGACGGAUACCCUGCGUACGUCGUGAAUGCUACCACGCCGGAGCAUGUCAAGAUUGGUAUCGAUUUUGCGAGGAAGAACAAUGUGAGGCUCAUUGUGAAAAGCACUGGGCAUGAUUACCUAGGUAGAUCGAUUGCCCCUGGCUCGCUCUCUAUCUGGGUGCACCAAUUGACGGGCAUCGAGUAUCAUGCGGAUGAGUUCAAGCUCGCAGGGAGCGAUAUCACUAUACCAGGAAGUGCAGUAACUGCCGGAGGCGGCACCGAGAUGUAUGACCUCUACAAAGCCACUGCCGAACACGGUCAAGCCAUUGUCGGCGGUACCGCUAAGACGGUGAGCGUCGGGGGGUAUGCUACCGGAGGCGGCCACUCGCUGCUCGCGCCGCGUUUCGGUCUGGCGGCGGAUAAUGUCUUGCAGGUGGAAGUCGUCACGCCCCUCGGCGAGAUCUUGACUCUCAACGAGGCUCAGAACGCUGACCUGUUUUGGGCUAUGCGCGGUGGAGGAGGAUCAACGUUUGGGGUUCUCACCUCAAUCACCUUCGCAACACACCCGUCCCCCCCGAUCACCCACACGGCAUGGGCGAUGCUCACCGAGCUCAGGUCACCCAUCAUUCCAGACCUGGCCGCCUACUUCCUCUCAAACGUCCCUUCCCUCGAGAAGGCGGGCCUCGCAGGCUACGCCCUGAUCAAUUCGCACAUGCCGAACCCUGUCAGCUCCCCGGGCCUCCCGCCGAACGCGGCGGGCGUCAUUGGCAUAUCCCUGAUGCAGGAUGACACGGACCGGGAAGAAGUUGACAGGAUCUGGACGUCAAUCAACCAGACCGUCAUGGAGCGCUGGCCCAAUGUCACCUUUGCCAAGAUUACCACCGAGUAUCCGUCCUGGCUUGACUUUUAUGAUAAGAAUUAUGACAUGAACAAGGGCGGUAUCAACAAACUACUGGCUUCCCGUUUGCUGGAUGAGGAGGCUUUGGCGGAGGAUUUGGAGGUUUUGGCUGGUGCAGUGAAGACGGCGACUGAUAAUGUGGGCGGCAUGUAUGCGUUUUUGGUAUCCGGGAAGGGUGUGCACAACGCGAAGCCUAGGGGCGGAGGUGAUGCGGUUCACCCGGCAUGGAGGACUGCCUACAUCCACGCGAUCACUGCCGUUGGAUGGACUUCGUUCAAUGAGACGUCCAAGAGUGAAGCCGAGAAGAGCAUUUACGAUUCGGUUGAAGGCUUCCGACAGUUAACGCCUGGUGGAGGAUCCUACUUGAAUGAGGGUCUGUCAUAUGAGGAAGACUGGCAACAUACGUUUUGGGGCACCAACUAUGAGCGCCUUCUCAAGAUCAAGAAGACCGUCGAUCCAGACGACGUUUUCUGGUGCCAGCCCUGUGUCGGGAACGAGGGAUGGAAGCAGAGGAGUGACGGGCAGCUUUGCAGAGUCUAG